Molecule: messenger RNA, 2694 nt
Organism: Melanotaenia boesemani (Boeseman's rainbowfish)
Lineage: Eukaryota; Metazoa; Chordata; Actinopteri; Atheriniformes; Melanotaeniidae
Product: F-box only protein 6-like
Exons: 7
Coding region: 302-1144 (280 amino acids)
Biological process (GO): glycoprotein catabolic process; SCF-dependent proteasomal ubiquitin-dependent protein catabolic process
Cellular component (GO): SCF ubiquitin ligase complex; cytoplasm
Molecular function (GO): ubiquitin protein ligase activity; protein binding
Source: RefSeq, a predicted model, not a curated record
AAGCUCUGACAGGGUUCGUUGUUACUUGAUACCGGCGUACACAUAAAGUUGAAAGUGAAAGCUUAUUUAACCGGAAAGUAUUUGACAGCAACUGCUCCAUAGACAUAUGCUUCAUGCAUUACCACAGCUGUUGUUUACAUGUCAAGUAGGUGUUUGUACCCUUCGUGACCCGUGAAACGUUAUUUCAGCAGCUAACUCCGCAUUAGCGUUCGUCAGUUUGAAUGUCCUGUGAAUAACAACAAGCGCGCACUUGAUAAACUGACAAGGGGAAGACGUUUGAGGAAACGUAUGACAUGGAGAUAUGAAAAGGAAAGCUAGAGCAAUGGGUGCAACUUACAGCGUCGAUUUAAACACGGCUCCACCUAAAGCAGUGCAACUGUCAGCCUCGCCUACAAUUGAUCUUACUUUCCCACUUCCUCUGGACAUCCUGGAGGAAAUCUUCCUGCAUCUUCCCCACCAUGAGGUGGUGUUGACAUGUCGGUUAGUGUGCCAUCAGUGGAAACAUGUCGCUGACAGUGACUCUUUCUGGAGAGAAAGGUGCAGAAGAGAAGGGUAUCGCCUCAAAGAUGCUUCCAAAACACCCGAUGACUGGAAGUUGUUUUAUUUCUUGUGCAAGAUGAGAAAAAAUCUCAUUCAGAAUCCAAGAGGCGAAGCUAAAAUGAAGGGUUGGAAGAUCGUGGAGAAUGGUGGUGAUGAGUGGAAAAUAGAAGGACUCAUGGAGGCACAUCCAAAUGAAGCAGUCAAGUCUAAUUUUGUGACCUCUUAUGGCAUGUGCAGAAAGUCGCAGUUGAUUGAUUUGGUCAAGGAAGGCUACAGCCCAUCAUUUAUGGAUGACUUUCAGCCACAAAUUAAAAUAUCUGAUUGGUAUGCACCUCGUUGGGACUGUGGCUGUGAAUAUAUGAUCUUUGUGCAGCUGCUGAAUCAAGACAAAAAGGUUGUUGAUGGAUUUACUCCUGACACGGUUUACUUUCCCCAGUGGAAUGAUCAGCAAUGGCAUCAGAUGACUCAUGUUUUCAAGGAUUAUGGACCAGGAGUCAGAUACGUCCAUUUUGUCCAUGGUGGCAAAGAUACACAGUUCUGGGCAGGAUGGUAUGGCAUUCGUAUAACAGAGAGCUGUGUUGAAGUAUGCCCUGCAGAGGACUGAUGGUAACACUGAUAGAUGAUUAAUUAGAAUACCUUACAUUACCUGAUAAAAAAAAAUCACCUCAUGUUUUUAGCCUGACCAAAGUCAGAGAAUCCAUGCACAUUAAUAAAUUGAACAUUUUUGGUCAUGUUUGUGAUUUUAUUUGGUUAACAUUAUCUGUUCAUAAUUUUUUUAGGGUUUUUUUUUUUUUUUGUCUGAACUAUUGCUUGAAACGAUUCUCCAAGCUUUUCUUCAUAAAUAUUAAUUCAAGCAUUAGAUCAGAUUUUCAUACAAAUGAGAGGAUCCAAGAAAUUAAUAAUCUAAUUAUAGCACCACUGAGGGGAAACAAAGGAAUCAUUACACAGGAUUUCUGUGUUUAAUUCUCUUUAUAUGACAACAUAUUAAAGCACUACCAAAGUGGAAGAAAUGUAAACUAUAUGCUGCUCAUUUCUUGCACUGUUAGCAUUUGGAUUUGCAAUCGUAUUUGUUUGACAGUAAUAAUUGUUUGUGGUGGUGGUAUCUAACCUCCUACAAUAGUAACACAUACUUGAAACUGUUUUCAGUCUGUAUGCUUUGUAUUCGGUUACGUUUUAUCGUCAGAUUUUUUGCUGUUGCACAUUAUGUUUUUGCAACUUUACUAUAACAAUGUUAGCUUUAUUAUUCUUGAAUGGCAAAUUAAAUUGGAGGGUUUAAGGGCCUUGCUCAAAGUGGUUCACCUCUGUGGCACCCCGGGGUGCCCACCACUAUAAUUACUACCACUCCCUGCACUUUUAUGGCCUUAAACAGCAGAAUAAGCUGCUAUUGUACAUGUUUAAUGUUUUUAAAACGAACAAAAAACAAUACUAAUACCCAUUUUAAUUAAAUGUUCUCACUUGUAUCUUGCAACAUAUUAAAACAUUGACUUGUUUUACUAGCAUAAUUUAUGGGUAUGAGAAUCAAAAGUUGAAUGAGUAACAGAACUUAAAAAAGUUAUCCUAAAUUAUCUACAUGUGAGUGUAAAAUCCCUUUAAAGUUCUCAGUAGAUAGCAGAAUGUACCAAAUAAAGUUUGAAAUAUUAUUUUUACUACAUCUGAUCAAAUGUACUUUAAAUGUACUUUAAAUAAUUAUCCACGCAGAUUAUCAUGUUUGCAAAUGAGAACUGGUUCUCAAACAGUUUUUCCUGGUUAAAUAAAGGUUAAAUAAAUAAAUAAAUUAUGCUCCUUAUGAUAGAGUAUUAAAGUACCAUAACAGCACUACUUUGCACACAUACCUUUAUUUGCCAAAUCUGUCUUUUGUAAUUUGUUGUUCAUAUUAAUUAAAUAAAUUUGCGUAUUUGUAAAACAAGUGGUUGCUGUGAACUUUUUGGUGGCAACAUGUUGAACUUUGGAUUUUAAAAAAAUAAUGUUAAACAAGACUAUCAAUGAAUGCAAUGUAUUUUAGUGUUCUGAAAUGUCUUGUUAAGCUUUCAUACAUACAUUUUUUUAAAGAUAAUUCUUUUAUGCUACACAUUGGUGGAUUAUGUGUGAAAAUGUACAUUACAAGCAAGAUACUCUAAAACUUUGUCAAGAGAAUAAAAAUCAGAUUAAAAUUUU